CGCGCUGCGUCACUUCCUGUGAGCGCGUUUUGAUCACUUCCGUUUUAAGGAGACUGUCAUGGCGGCGCCCAUAGCGGUACACCUAGAGUUCGGAGGAGGAGCUGAACUGCUGUUUGAUGGAGUCAAGGAUCACCAUGUGACACUUCCCAGCCAAUCAGAGCCCUGGGACUUGAAGCAGCUGCUAGUGUGGAUUCAGGAGAACCUGCUGAAGGAGAGGCCCGAGCUCUUUGUGCAGGGAGAUUCUGUGAGACCCGGCAUUCUCGUAUUGAUCAACGAUGCGGACUGGGAACUGAUGGGUGAGUUGGAGUACCAGCUUCAGGACCAGGACAAUAUCGUUUUCAUCUCCACACUUCAUGGAGGUUAACAGACUCUAAACAUUCUCACACACAGACACACACACACAGACACACACACACAGACAGUCACACACACACACACACACACACACACACAGACAGACACACAGACACACACGCACACAUACAUACACACCAUAUAUCCAUGCCUUUAUUCUCGAUGCUCUUCGCUACCCAUCCUCCAUCCUCCAACCUCUCGACCAAUCCAGUGAGCACGUCUUGAGUUGUUUUGAUUCUUUAGCCCAAUAAAACGGGCCGUCAGUGGAACACGGGUUGAGACAGGAUGGUCUCGGCCCUCUACCUGCCCCUCGGUUCGAUGGAAGGGGUCACAACUGGCGCAUUCAGAGGUCAUUCCGUCUAGCCGACGUGCAGAUGGAUUCUCCAGAGACGUUCAGCAAUCACUCACACUCUCGCUGCCAAACAGCAAAAUUUCCAUUUCAUUUAUUUACGUCUGGACAUCACGGUUUUUUUCUUUUCUCGUGAAUAAAUAAAUAUGAUUUUUAGUAUUUAUAGAAUGGUAUUUUUUUCUAUACAGAAAUGCAAUUUUUUUUGUUGAAGUAAAACAGAAAUUUUUAAUAAAUGCCUCGUUGAUGCUGAGGUUCUUGGAAAAAGUCAAAUAUAAAAGCUUAAGUCUAAAACAUUU
Molecule: messenger RNA, 999 nt
Organism: Tachysurus fulvidraco (yellow catfish)
Lineage: Eukaryota; Metazoa; Chordata; Actinopteri; Siluriformes; Bagridae
Gene: urm1
Product: ubiquitin related modifier 1
Exons: 5
Coding region: 59-364 (101 amino acids)
Biological process (GO): protein urmylation; tRNA thio-modification
Cellular component (GO): cytoplasm; nucleus
Molecular function (GO): protein tag activity
Source: RefSeq, a predicted model, not a curated record